Molecule: messenger RNA, 501 nt
Organism: Meloidogyne enterolobii
Lineage: Eukaryota; Metazoa; Nematoda; Chromadorea; Rhabditida; Meloidogynidae
Source: the annotation of a GenBank genome assembly
AUGAUUAAAAGCAAAGAGGAUAUCGGGAUAGUUUACUAUUAUUUGAGCAAGUUAUUCAAAUGUAUUUUUAAAUGCUCCUACUUUGAAGACUAUAUAAUCAAUCCAGAAGUGAUUGAAUUAUUAUUCGGGGAAGCCAAACAAUUUUAUGUUCAAAAUUGCAAUAUUUCUGCUCAAGACUACAAUAUUGACAUUUUAAUGCAAUUUAUUUUGAACAAUUUGGUUAGCGAAUAUCAUCGACUUUCUUUUUGGAUAUUUGAUAUUGACACUUUGAAGAACUAUAAAAAUGAUUUGUUUAAAAUUUUAUUAUGUGGAGGAGACAAAUUUCGAAAAGAAGUUUAUGUGACGCUCUUUUCUACUCCAGGAUUUACCAAAGAUGUUUAUAAUUAUAUUGUUGAAGUAAGUUAUUUAACUGGGGUCAACCCUGAAAACCUACACCCCCCGAAAAAAUUUUGUAAGGGAAUAUCAAGUUGUUUAGAUGGAUUAAGGGGGAAUGGGAGAUAA